Messenger RNA from Abrus precatorius (Indian licorice), 1981 nucleotides. RefSeq names its product aspartyl protease family protein 1-like. The transcript has 10 exons. Gene Ontology annotation, molecular function: aspartic-type endopeptidase activity. The coding region runs from base 223 to 1770 and encodes 515 amino acids. Gene Ontology annotation, biological process: proteolysis. NCBI's taxonomy places the organism in Eukaryota, Viridiplantae, Streptophyta, Magnoliopsida, Fabales, Fabaceae. The record is from RefSeq and is a predicted model, not a curated record.
GUGUAUAACUAGAGUCCUCGACCAAACACCACACUUUCUUAAAUCUUAACUCUCUCUCUCUCUCUCUCUCUCUCUCUAAAUGUCUGAAAAUUAUUUGUGUCAGACACCAUAACACAAAAACCAUAUCUUUUCAUUUUCCUUUUAUUGGCAUUUGGCAUUUGGCACUGCACAUUUUCUGUAACAUUAUUGGCCACGCCACAUAGUGUUUGUUAGCUUCAAGUCAUGGCUUGGUCUUGUGGCUGUGACCGUGGCCAUGGAUGUGUGUGGGUGACUUCGGCGUUGUUGCUGUUGAGUUUAGCUUCACAGAGUUGUUAUGGUUUGGGUUCAUUCGGGUUUGACAUACACCACAGGUUUUCGGAUCCGGUUAAGGGGAUUCUGGGCAUUGAUAAUGUUCCCCAAAAGGGAACUCCUCAAUACUAUGAUACUAUGGUCCACAGAGAUCGCAUAUUCCGGGGCCGGAGACUCGCCGCCGAUCACCACACGCCUCUCACUUUCGCCGCCGGCAAUGACACUCACCAGAUUUCUGCCUUUGGAUUUUUGCAUUUUGCCAAUGUUUCGGUUGGGACGCCACCUUUAUGGUUUGAGGUGGCAUUGGAUACAGGGAGUGACUUGUUUUGGUUACCUUGCAAUUGUACUAGUUGUGUGCGCCGUUUGAAGACACCAAGGGGAGAGAUAAUUAAAUUUAAUAUCUAUGAUCUUGAUAAGUCAUCCACAAGCAAAAAAGUUUCAUGCAACCAUAGCAGCUUUUGUAAACAAAGAAAAUGCCCUUCAUCUGGCAGCAGUUGUAGAUAUCAAGUUGAUUAUCUUUCAAAUGAUACUUCAUCUGCUGGAUUCUUGGUAGAGGAUGUGUUGCACUUAGUUACAGAUGAUGAUCAAACAAAAGAUGCUGAUACACAAAUUACCUUGGGUUGUGGCCAAAUUCAGACUGGUGUGUUUCUAAAUGGGGCAGCUCCAAAUGGUCUAUUUGGACUUGGAAUGGAUAAUAUGUCUGUCCCUAGCAUCCUAGCCAAACAGGGGAUUAUUUCAAAUUCCUUUUCAAUGUGUUUUGGACCUGAUGGUUCUGGAAGAAUCACAUUCGGGGAUAGUGGCAGCCAGGACCAAGGAAAAACACCAUUCAAUCUCAGGCCAUUGCAUCCAACUUAUAAUGUCACCAUAACCCAAAUUAUUGUGGGAGGCAAUGCUGCUGAUCUCGAGUUUCAUGCAAUUUUUGACUCUGGUACCUCAUUUACAUACCUAAACGAUCCGGCUUAUACACUAAUUGCUGAGAAGUUCAAUUCAUUAAUCAAAGCAGAUAGGCAUUCAUCUCAAUAUCCUGGUUCUGAGCUCCCCUUUGAAUUUUGUUAUGACAUAAGUCCAAAUCAGACAAUUGAAGUACCCUUUUUAAAUCUAACAAUGAAAGGUGGAGAUGAUUAUUAUGUCAUGGAUCCCAUACUGCCAGUUUCUAGUGAGAUUGAAGGAGAUUUACUUUGUUUGGGUAUCCAAAAAAGUGACAGCUUGAAUAUCAUUGGACAAAACUUCAUGACUGGUUACAAAAUAGUCUUUGAUCGUGACAACAUGAAUCUAGGGUGGAAGGAAUCUGAUUGUUCUGAUGAUGUGCUCACAAAUACAUUACCAAUUAACCCAUCGCACUCUCCUGCUGUUUCUCCUGCUAUUGCUGUGAAUCCCGUGGCUACAUCAAAUCCGUCGAGUAAUCCCCCAAAUAGUUCAUUCAUGAUCAAACCUAUUUUUACAUUUAUGAUGGUCCUUUUUCUACUUUUAGCCAUUUUUUGAGCAUUCCUCUGUCCAUUCCACUUGUAUUAUUCAAAUUAAUAGUUUUUACUAUUUUUUAAGUUUAGGUGAGCACGAGAAGCAUUAUGGCUUCCUUUUCUUUUUUUCCAGUUUAAAUAGCAUUAAUUUGAUCAUGGUGUAUAUAAUUAUAAUGUACCCAGUAUAGCUGUAAACUAGAGAAUUGUGCGUUUUAUGGCAGUUGGCUUGCAUCAUC